This is a messenger RNA of Morone saxatilis (striped sea-bass), 3732 nucleotides long. RefSeq names its product inactive dipeptidyl peptidase 10-like. Lineage: Eukaryota; Metazoa; Chordata; Actinopteri; Moronidae. Gene Ontology annotation, biological process: proteolysis. Gene Ontology annotation, molecular function: dipeptidyl-peptidase activity; serine-type peptidase activity. The record is from RefSeq and is a predicted model, not a curated record. The coding region runs from base 82 to 2322 and encodes 746 amino acids. The transcript has 25 exons.
GGGGUGAGCCCUCCUCAGAGGAACUGGAAAGGGAUUGCCAUCGCUUUGCUGGUCAUCCUGGUGGUCUGCUCCCUCAUCACCAUGUCUGUUAUCCUACUCACACCAGUUGACACCCAAGCUGGAAGCGACACCAAACUGACUGUGGAGGAUCUGUUUAAACCUGAGUUCAAGGCCCAUGACCCGGAGGCCAAAUGGAUUAAUGACUCUGAAGUCAUCUACAGAAACAGUGACGGCCAUGUCAUCAAGUUCAACAUCCUUACAAAUGAAACGGAGAUUGUCCUGACAAACACAACAUUUAUAAAUUUCAAUGUGGCCAAGUAUUCUGUCUCCCCUGAUAUGAAAUAUGUACUCUUCGCAUAUGAUGUGAAACAGGUUUACCGCCACUCCUACAUGGCCUCCUACAGCAUCUACAAUAUUCACACACGGGAGGUUUGGGAACUGGACCCUCCUGAGGUGGUAAACUCAGUCCUGCAGUACGCUGCCUGGGGAGUGCAAGGGCAACAACUGAUCUACAUAUUUGAAAAUAACAUCUACUACCAAUCCGAUGUCAAGAGUAACUCCCUUAGGCUGACGUCCUCAGGAAAGGAAGGGGUCAUCUUCAAUGGGAUUGCUGACUGGCUUUAUGAAGAGGAGAUCCUUCAGACCCAUGUGGCACACUGGUGGUCACCUGACGGGGAGAGGUUGGCCUUCCUGAUGCUUAAUGACAGUCUGGUGCCCAACAUGGCUUUACCUCGUUUCACCGGCAUGACAUACCCCAAAGGAAAGCAAUAUCCAUAUCCCAAGGCUGGCCAACCCAACCCGGCGGUGAGGCUCUAUGUAGUCAAUCUUUACGGGCCAACGCACACGCUGGAGCUCAUGCCUCCCGAGACUCUCAAACUACGGGAACAUUAUGUGACCAUGGUGAAGUGGAUCAGCAAGACCAAGACAUCUGUCAGGUGGUUGAACCGGGCCCAGAACAUCUCCAUCCUGACUGUGUGCGACACCACCACCGGAGCCUGCGUCACGAGACAUGAAGAAAGCUCUGAGCUCUGGCUUUCCAAGCAGAACCAAGAACCCGUUUUCUCCAAAGAUGGCAGCAGAUUCUUCCUGACUGUCCCAGUGAAACAAGGAGGGCGUGGAGAGUUUCACCACAUCGCCAUGUUCACUACACAGUUCAGAGCAGAUCAAAAUGAAGUCCGACAUCUGACAUCAGGAAACUGGGAGGUGACCAGGAUCAUUUCCUAUGAUGAGAACACUGACAACCUUUAUUUUCUCAGCACGGAGGGUUCACCACGAAGGCGGCAACUUUUCAGUGUUAAAACUGUAGGUCUGUUCCCACGACGGUGUUUGACAUGUGAGCUAAAUAAAGCGCACUGUCUGUACUUCGAUGCUGACAUCAGCCCCACAAACCAGCACAUCAUCCUCCACUGUAAAGGUCCUGGAGCACCAACUGUGAUCUUACACAGCCUCAAUAAUUCAAAUUACUACAUCCUUGAGAACAACUCUUUGCUAAAGGCAGCCUUGAAGUACAAAAGGAUCCAGCUGAUGGACUUCAGGACUGUACCGAUGGAACAUUUUGAUUUACCUUUGAAGAUCUCCUACCCACCAGACUUCUCUGAUUCCCGUCACUAUGGACUACUGCUGCUGGUUGACAGUGCCCCUGGUGGUCAGGCUGUGAGUGACCGCUUCUCUCUCAGCUGGGACUCUGUGCUGGUCAGCUCAGACAGCGUCAUCGUUGCUCGUCUAGACGGCCGGGGCAGCGGCUUCCAGGGUCAGAGGAUCCUGCACGAGGUUCACCAGAGACUGGGAACUGUUGAUGUUCAGGACCAGAUUGCAGCAGUAGAAUACAUGAUGAAAUUUCCAUAUAUUGAUCGGACACGGAUAGCGGUGUUUGGAAAGGGUUAUGGAGCGUACAUUACGUUAAUGAUGCUUAAGUCUACUGACAGCCUCUUCAAAUGUGCUUGUGCAAUGUCACCAGUGACAGACUGGAAACUCUAUGCAUCAGCGUUCUCUGAGAGAUACCUUGGCAUGCCAUUACGGGAUGACAGCAGAUAUCAGUUUUCCAGUGUGCUGCAGAACGUUCAAGCACUUAGGGAGCAGACACUGAUGCUGGUGCACGGCACAGCGGAUGCCAACAUCCACUUUCAGCAUACUGCUGAGCUCGUCAAGAACCUUGUGAAAGUUGGAGCAAACUACUCAAUGCAGAUCUACCCAGACGAGGGCCAUUUCCUGUCUCAACAGAGUCGCCAGCACCUCUAUGCCACACUGACCAGCUUCUACAGGGAGUGUCUGAAGGAGGAAUUACUACCGCUGCCUGAUGAGGAAGAGGAGGAGGAGGAGUAGGCAGGAGGCUUCGAGGGUCAGACCUUUGGCAGAGCUUGAAGAAUUUAGCUAAAAUCCGUCAAGGCCUUUCGUGUUUUGGACCAAGUGUUUCGCCGGACAUGGAGACUGGGUUAGAGCUGUCAAAGCUCUAAAAGUGUGUGUGUGUGUGCCUGUGUGUGUGUGUAUGUGAGCACUCCAGUGUUUGACUGUGUAUGCCGGUGUAUAAAUGUGUUGAAAAGAUAACUGAAGGACACGACAGUGACACUUGCAUUGCUGGGACUUGAGACGGGAACUGCCCUCUAGCAUAAAGUCAUUUCAGUUUCGGGACGCUCCGUUUCUCGUCAAAGCGCACGGAAGACUGCCUCCAUCUUUUGCAGGCUCUCUGGGCUGUAGUCAUCCACACUUACCAAGUGCAUGGUUCUUUUUGUCCUCUCGGCUUCACUCAUUUUGCCAUGUUAGUCUCCUUUGUGGUAGCACUUGGGAAGAAAAGAACACAGAUGUACACUUUUGAUCUCACCUCUCCUUUGGUUGUUGUAUUGUUGCACAAGGAAAUGCUCCAGCCAUCUGCGAAAUGUUAAGUCACGCAACUUCACCACAACAGAGCCGAUCCUGAAUAAGUGCUAUUUCCUGCUGAAAACCCUCCGCCAUUGCCCACCCUAAAUGAAAACAGUCUUUAUAGGUCACACUUUAUUGUACAGGGGUCUUGUGUAGACAUGUACAAUGCCUUAUAAGGUUCAACAUACUGUAAUAUUACUUGCUGGCAGUGGUAGUCAUCCUUUAGCAGUGUCAUGUUAACCUAUGUCAACUCAGGUCCUCGAGACACAGCAUUGCAGUCAGUUUAGUAUCUGAAACACUUACAACACUAUGUCAGCUGUAUGGUCAUGAAUAAGUUAUGAAUUAUAUGUUAAGAUAAUGGAUAAUGACCAUGCAGUAAUUUCAGUUUCAGGCCACGCUGCUAAAGUUCUCCAUCUUAAUAUGUCAUUUGUUUUCUUAAAAUCGUACUUUUCUUAAAACAAGUGGUGCGCACGUCUCCACCCGAUUCAAGAACCUUGUUGAAGUCAAGAGACAUUUUCCCUAUUCCUGGAUAUUCUCUUAUUUCAAGAAAUGAAUAAUUAACUACAGUGGAUAUUAAUGAAAAUGGGUGUACUAAGAUGGACAAUUUUACAGUGUCAGUAAGGUGUUUGCAUGUCUACAGGGAAUGUGUCAAGUGUUGCCACAUUUUGUACAGUACAAUACAGCAGAGUGUGUACAUAAAUAUAUUUUUGAGAUGUCAGAUCUCAUAGAUAGUUUAGUCUAUGGGGAUGGAUUGAUUUGACCUGGAUGUCUUGUACUUCUUUUUUAUUUGAUUGUUUUUCUGUUUUUCUUUCAGCUGUUGAUUUUCUUCUUAGGAUGGAUUUUGUAAUGCUUGUUCUUGUUCUUUUUGCUGUUUUA